AUGGGAGACCAAUUGCAUCUUCCAGCAGUUGCCAACACCUUGCUCCCUGUUGCCCUCUGCAUUUUGACCCUUCUGCCUCACAGCCUUCUGGGCCAGCCCGCGGGGGAGGACAGCGCGGGCAGCUCAGCGCUGCUCCAGCGGGUGAAAAGAGGCUGGGUGUGGAACCAGUUCUUUGUCCUGGAGGAGUACACCGGACUGGAACCACUUUAUAUUGGAAAGCUCCACUCAGACAUGGAUAAAGGCGACGGCUCCAUUAAGUACAUCCUGACGGGCGAGGGUGCGGGCACCACCUUCACCAUCGACGACAGCACGGGGGACAUCCACGCCCUCCAGAGGCUGGACCGGGAGGUGAAGGCCCAGUACGUCCUCCGCGCGCAGGCCCGCAACCGCCUGACGGACAGGCCUCUGGAGCCUGAGUCCGAGUUCAUCGUCAAGAUCCAGGACAUCAACGACAACGAGCCGAAGUUCCUCGAUGGACCGUACCAGGCGACUGUACCCGAAAUGUCCAAGAUAGGCACAUCUGUCAUCCAGCUGACCGCCACGGACGCGGACGACCCCACGUACGGCAACAGUGCUCGUGUGGUCUACAGCAUCCUGGAGGGCCAGCCUUACUUCUCAGUGGACGCCAAGACUGGCGUGGUCCGUGUGUCCCUGGCCGACAUGGACCGGGAGAUCAGAGAAAACUACACUGUGGUCAUCCAGGCUAAGGACAUGGGCGGCCAGCUGGGGGGGCUCGCCGGCACCACCACCGUCAACAUCACGCUCAGCGACGUCAACGACAACCCGCCCAUGUUUGACCAGAGGUUGUACCAGAUGAGCGUCCCAGAGUCAGCUCCAGUGGGUUCAGUGGUGGGUCGUAUCUGGGCGAAGGACAGGGACAUCGGGGUCAACGCUGAGAUGACGUACAGUAUCAUUGAUGGAGAUGGAAGAGACACCUUUGACAUCAGCACGGAUCCCACCGGCCUGUUCGGCAUCAUUACAGUGAAAAAGCCGCUGGACUUUGAGAUCAAGCCCAGUUACACUCUGAAGGUGGAGGGCGCCAACACCCACCCGGACCCGGCCUUCCGCCAGCGCGGGCCCUUCAAGGACGUCACCAUCGUGCACGUGAGCGUGGAGGACGUGGAUGAGCCGCCGCUGUUCGACCUGCCGGCGUACUACAUCGAGCUUCCAGAGGACGCUGAGAUCGGGACGCUGGUGAGGACGUUGUCGGCGAGGGAUCCCGAUGCUGCCAACAACACUGUGAGGUAUUCCAUCGAGAGGUCCAGCGACCCCGAGAAGUACUUCUACAUCGAGAUCACUUCCGGGUCGCUGAUGACGGUGCGUUCGCUGGACCGGGAAGAGAACGGCUGGCACAACAUCACGGUCCUCGCCAUGGAGAUGAAAAAUAAAAAGGAGACGAUGCAAGUGUGUGUGUGGUGUGUCGUGGGCCGUGAGUCCGUGAAUGACAAUCCUCCCUUGCUGACCCACUACCUGGAGGCUUAUGUGUGUGAGAACGCCAAAGCCGGGCAGCUGAUCCAGACGGUGACGGCGGUGGAUCCAGAUGAGCCGCUGGGUGGACAACACUUCUACUACAGCCUGGCUCCAGAGGCCGCGAACAACCCCAACUUCACUCUGAGAGACAACCAAGACAACACAGCGUGGAUCCUGACUCGGCGCGGAGGCUGGUCACAGCAGGGCCAGAACCUAUUCUACUUGCCCAUCUUCAUCUCCGACGGCGAGCAGCCGGUCCAGAGCAGCACCAGCACGCUGACCAUCCGAGUGUGCGGCUGCGACCAGGAGGGCAACGUCAUGUCGUGCAACGCCGAGGCCUACAGUCUGCCCGCCAGCCUCAGCCGAGGAGCCCUCAUCGCCAUCCUGGCCUGUAUCUUCGUCCUGCUGGUGAUGAUUCUGCUCAUGCUUUCCCUGCGGACUCAUCGGAAGAAGCCCUACCUGUGUGACGAGGAGGAGAACGUCCACGAGAACAUUGUGCGCUACGACGACGAAGGCGGCGGCGAGGAGGACACCGAGGCCUUCGACAUCGCCGCGAUGUGGAACCCGCGUGAGGCCCACCACCACCUGGGCAAGAUGAGACAGGACAUGCUUCCGGAGAUCGAAAGCUUAUCGCGUUACGUCCCUCAAGCCUGCGUGAUGGGCGGCGGCGGGGACAGUAACGUCCACGGAUAUGUGCUGGCAAAGCUCCUGGAGGCUGACAUGGACCCGUGCGCCCCACCUUAUGACUCCCUGCAGACCUACGCGUACGAGGGGGAGGGUUCGGUCGCUGAGUCGCUCAGCUCGCUCCAGUCGGGAACCACGAACACCGACCACGAGUACGACUACCUCAACGACUGGGGGCCCCGUUUUAAAAAACUCGCCGAGAUGUACGGCGUGCUUGAGACAAAUAGCCCUCCAAUGUGGUAGAACUCCUGAACCUUCGCCUUUUCAAUCUUUGACAAACUACACCAACAAAAAGAGAAGAAGAGAGACAAAAAAGAGACAUCAGAGAAGUGAGAAAACAGACAAAAAGUGUGUGAGAAAAACACAAUAAAGCCGGAAUGUGCUUACGUCCACAUCCAUGACUGUUAGCACUUGAAUUCCUGCCGAAGCCUCGAUUCUUCACAGCCUUGGAGGCCUGCGAUGCCUGCAGCAGUAGCAGCAGUGUGAGCUGGUUUUAAAUCUCCCCCAGGGAUGGGGCUUCAGAGACAGACUUGGAUUGGCAGCCUCACGGGGCCCGCAAAGGAACGGCUUCAAAGCACAUGUUAAAUCCCCCGCCUGACCCAGCCACGGGCAGAGCCCCUUUGGUUCAAAGUGUUGAGCGAUUUAUGCCCGAGAUGAAAACGGAGGGGAGCGGGACAAGCUGACUCGCAGCAGCACAGGAGACAAACUCUGAAAUCCUUAUCCACUCUUCUGAGCUUGUGCUUUUAUGGAUGUUUCAGACCACAACACUGACGGACAAAAAGAAAGUGAGGCGUCGUCGCUGCAAUCGGAGGCGUGUCCUUUUCUCGUUUCAUCGGUGGCACGUCUUAAUUUAUCUCUUUGUUUCAUGUGCUGUAUUUAUAUUUUUUGCUAACUUAUUUGGGUACUUUAAACCGACACUGUACUUAAGCUGCCGCCGUGCGCGGAAAUCUUUAAAAAAAAAAAAAGAUCACGUUUGUUGUAACAUACAUGCUGUAACUGCCCCUUGUUUUCAGUCUAUGUGAGAAAAAAAAAAAAAAACGUUUGCGACGCCUCUCCAAAUGUCACACGCCAUGCACAGGAGAUGGUGAUGCUGUAAUGCCUUGUGGGUUUCCCAGGUCGAAAUGUUUAUUGUAUUAUUGUUUUUGUAUCAUUUUUGAGCUCGUUGUAUUGUGACUCUGUUUCU
Messenger RNA from Xiphias gladius (swordfish), 3337 nucleotides. RefSeq names its product cadherin-20-like. NCBI's taxonomy places the organism in Eukaryota, Metazoa, Chordata, Actinopteri, Istiophoriformes, Xiphiidae. Gene Ontology annotation, biological process: cell morphogenesis; cell-cell junction assembly; calcium-dependent cell-cell adhesion. The record is from RefSeq and is a predicted model, not a curated record. Gene Ontology annotation, molecular function: calcium ion binding; cadherin binding. Bases 1 to 2397 code for a protein of 798 amino acids. The transcript has 12 exons. Gene Ontology annotation, cellular component: plasma membrane; adherens junction; catenin complex.